UACCAACUCCCAGAUAAUGUAUAAAUCUAUCGUAGAUGUCAUCAUUUAAUUGUAACAUUGUCUUCAGAAUUCCUCGAGCCGUAACUCGGAUUAUUUUCCCCACCCAGCUGUUGUGAACCAUCCAAAAUGCCACACGCUGUUGCCAAAGUCCAUGACAGGAUUGUUGCCGAGACAGACAAAUGGGAGUUUGUUGAAGGAAAUAUCUAUUUUCCAAAAUCUUCAAUUCAGGAGAAAUAUUUCACGGGAACAGAUACCAAAACAUUCUGUCCUUGGAAAGGCGAGGCUUCAUAUUAUGAUAUCAACGUCGAUGGAACGGUGAUAAAGGAUGCGGCCUGGUACUACCCCACGCCAAAAGAUAAGGCGCAAAACAUAAAGGACCAUGUUGCAUUCUACAAGACGAAGGUGUCUGUGACAUCUGAUUAAUGAUAUAGUCCAUCUUGAACAAUAUAAUGUACCAAACCGCGUCCACAAUGAUGAUGUUCAGUCAUGUUUGAUAGGAGACUUUUGUAAUGCCAAGC
Xylona heveae TC161 is the source of this 518-nucleotide messenger RNA. RefSeq names its product DUF427-domain-containing protein. The record is from RefSeq and is a predicted model, not a curated record. The transcript is spliced from 5 exons. Lineage: Eukaryota; Fungi; Ascomycota; Xylonomycetes; Xylonales; Xylonaceae. Bases 127 to 423 code for a protein of 98 amino acids.